AUGGGAGCACUGAUAAAAAACUCGCUCGAACGGGGAGAGCCCUCAGCCUCUGGUCGCGUGAUUGUUCGGAGACUGGCAAAGGCCACCGAUGGCGGAUUUGUUUGCCUGGUCCAAAGGCGGAUGCUGUGGCUAAAAGACGUUUCUCGCACCUCGACAAAGCAGCAGCAGAUCAGGUCUUAA
Molecule: messenger RNA, 180 nt
Organism: Nannizzia gypsea CBS 118893
Lineage: Eukaryota; Fungi; Ascomycota; Eurotiomycetes; Onygenales; Arthrodermataceae
Exons: 2
Coding region: 1-180 (59 amino acids)
Source: RefSeq, a predicted model, not a curated record